AUGAAUUUUACGAGGCUCUUACGUUCAAGCUCUGUGCUGAAGGGCUCCUCAGUCAGGCUAAGGACAUUUGCCACUUCAAAACCUUAUCUAAAUCAAGCUACCAGUGCUGCUGAACGCAAGUCCAUAAUACCGAACCAUUCUUCAAAUACAUCCCUUAACUAUGAAAUAGACCCAGAAUCACCAAUAAAUAAUAAUAAUGAUCUUAUACAGAAGGUCUUUGAUGAUGAUUUGUUUUGGAAUAAGUUCAACAAGCAAGACAAGGCCACUGUUGGGGCUAAUAUACCAUUUCUGAAUAGAUUUAGUAAAAAUUCAGGAUUAUUUCAGAAUCCAUAUUUAACAUCACCAUCAGGUUUGAAAGAAUUUAGUAAAGAUUCUUUAAUAAAGGCCAAAGAACUUGUUUAUAAAAUGACAAAUGAUCAAAGCCCAGAAGCUUUAAGAAAUUAUAUAACAAAUUUGGAUAGACUAAGUGAUGUUUUAUGUCGUGUGAUUGAUCUUGCAGAGUUUAUUAGAGUUGUUCAUCCUAAAAAAGCAUUCAUUAAUGCUGCUCAAGAGGCUCAUGAAGAAAUGUUUGAAUUCAUGAAUGUGUUGAAUACAGAUGUUGAUUUAUAUUUGAUUUUAAAGAAAGUUUUAACAGAUGAAAGUAUCGUUAAACAUUUGUCACAUGAAGAAGUUCAAGUUGGACAAAUUUUAUUAGCUGAUUUUGAAAAAUCCGGUAUUAAUAUGGAUCCUGAUACAAGAAAUGAUUUCAUUGAAUAUUCACAACAAAUUGCCAUCUAUGGUCAACAUUUUACAAAUGGCCUUGGUGAAACUGAUAAAGAUUACAUAGAAAUUCCAACCGAAAAAUUAUCCGGUUUAGACAAAACAAUCACCAGUCACUUAACAACAGAUUUAAGAAGAACCAAUUAUAAAGUUCCUUCAUGGGGUUAUUUACCACAUGUUAUUCUGAGAUAUUGUAAAGAUGAAGACGUCCGUAAGAAGAUAUGGGUUGAACUACAUAGUACAACAACAAAUCAAGUUCAAUUAUUAGAAACAAUGUUAAAAUAUAGAGGUGUCUUGGCUCGUAUUAUGCAUAAACCAAAUUUCUCAGCUUAUCAAUUAGAUGAAAAAAUGGCUAAAUCACCAGAACAUGUUAUGAAUUUUUUAAAUAAAUUAGCUGAAGAAACUAAACCUCAUGCUAUUCAAGAGCUCAGAUUGUUAUCUAAUUUAAAACAAAAGGAAUUAGGUGAUACCAGAUCAUUAACAAAUACCGAAGUGGCUGAUUAUUUAAAACCAUGGGAUAGAGAUUAUUAUUCCCAUUUGUACUCUACAAAUCAAAGAUCAAGUGCAUCAGAACAAAUUAGUUCAUACUUCUCAUUGGGUGUUGUUUUACAAGGUUUGUCCAAUUUAUUCAACUCCAUUUAUGGUAUUCAAUUAAUUCCAAGUCAAGUUCAAUCAGGUGAAAUUUGGUCAGAUGAUGUUAGAAGAUUGAACGUUAUUGAUAGUAAAGAAGGUCUUGUUGGUAUUGUCUAUUGUGAUUUAUUUCAAAGAAAGGGUAAAACACCAAAUCCAGCACAUUUCACUGUUUGUUGUUCUAGAAAAAUAUAUUCAGAUGAAGAUGCUGAAGAUUUAAAAUUAGUUCAAACUGGGAAAUCUAAAAUCACAGGUGAAGAAUUUCAAUUACCUGUUAUUUCAUUAGUUUGUAAUUUUGAAAAAAAUCCAAGUAUUGGAAGAUGUUUAUUAUCAUUAAAUGAUGUGGAAACUAUUUUCCAUGAAAUGGGUCAUGCUAUGCAUUCAAUGCUUGGUAGAACUUCGUUACAUAACAUUAGUGGUACAAGAUGUGCAACAGAUUUUGUUGAAUUACCAAGUGUCUUAAUGGAACAUUUUGCUAAAGAUCCAAGAGUUAUUCAAACUUUUUCGAGACAUUAUCUUACAGAUGAACCAAUUCCAUUACAAUUAUUGGAAACUUUUCAAAAUGAAAAUAAUUAUUUAAAACAUACUGAAUCAUAUUCACAAAUCAAAAUGGCAUUAUUAGAUCAAUAUUUACAUUCAAAUGUUGUUUUAUCUAAGACAUUCAAUUCAACUGAUAUUUAUCAUGAAUUAGAACAAGAAUUACAAAUCCUUGCAGAUCCAGAAUCAAACUGGCAAGGUAGAUUUGGUCAUCUCUUUGGUUAUGGAGCUUCAUAUUAUUCAUAUUUAUUAGAUAGAGCAAUCGCAUCAAAAGUUUGGUUACAUUUAUUUGCAUCAAAUCCAUUAGAUAGAACUAAAGGUGAAAAAUUCAAAAAUGCAGUUCUAAAAUGGGGUGGUGCUAGAAAUCCAUGGGUUUGUGUUGCUGAUGCUCUAAAUAUGCCAGAAGUUAGUUCAGGUGACGCUAAAGCUAUGGAACUAAUAGGUGAGACUGAACUCAAGAUAUAG
Hansenula ciferrii is the source of this 2391-nucleotide messenger RNA. It is a transcript of the gene OCT1, whose product is annotated as metalloendopeptidase. Lineage: Eukaryota; Fungi; Ascomycota; Saccharomycetes; Phaffomycetales; Wickerhamomycetaceae. Gene Ontology annotation, cellular component: mitochondrion. Gene Ontology annotation, molecular function: metalloendopeptidase activity. The record is from RefSeq and is a predicted model, not a curated record. Gene Ontology annotation, biological process: peptide metabolic process. Bases 1 to 2391 code for a protein of 796 amino acids. The transcript has a single exon.